UGAGAGGGACGGGCAGGGCUGAGGGUGGGAGGGCGCCGGCCAGGACUUGAGGAGCGUGAGGGAGCCGGGCAGGGUCGAGGAUGUGAAGGGGCCGGGCCGUUCUGAAGGUGUGAAGGGGCCGAGCGCGGCUCCUGCGCCUUUGUGGCGCUGUCCCUGCCGCUCGUUUCGUCGCGCUGUGUCGCAGCGUGGUGGCGGAGCAGCUCAUCCUGCUGCUCUUCUUAUCCAGACAAGGCUCCGUCCUGUGGGCUCUGCCGCCGCCUCCCUGCCGAGAUCCGGCUGCCUUGGGGUCACUGCUGCCAGCUGUCAUUAGUCUUUAAUGAAUUAAGAGUUCUCUAAGAUUAGACACAAGGGUUUUUUGGUUUUUGUUGGUUUGGGGGUUUUUUUGGGGUUUUUUUUUUUUUCUGUAGGCUCUGAGUGCAGAGCGCUGUGGGAAUUGCCGGUGAAAGAUCCUUUUUAUUCUUGACCAAGGUGGCUGUGGCUCCCGGGGGAGAGACCCCCUCAGCUCUACAAAAGCCUUGACGUGCCUGUCCCAGCCUGGCUCCAGGCAUCAGAGAAAGGAGAACACUAUAUUAUUUUGGCUGAAGUACUCAGCUUCAAGACUUCACUUUGUUCCUCACAGCUUGGAGGGAUAUGAAGCCAAUUGGAAAAGUGCUUUGUGCUACAGGGGUUGUAGCUGGGCUCAUAGCUUUCUUCUGGAAAGACGACUUUAACCCAGAGAGCCUGUCUGGUGCCCGUGUUCUCGUGACUGGAGCCAGUGCUGGGAUUGGAGAGCAGAUAGCAUAUCACUAUGCCAGAUUUGGUGCUGAAAUUGUGUUGACUGCCAGAAGGGAAUCAGUGCUGCAGAAGGUGAUGGAGAAAUGCCUGACACUCGGAGCAAAGAAAAUAUUUUAUAUCCCUGCAGAUAUGUCUUCCCCUUCAGAGCCUGAAAAGGUGGUUCAGUUUGCUCUCCAAAAGCUGGGGGGCCUGGAUUACCUCGUGUUGAACCACAUCGGCACCAACCGCUUCCAGGAGUGGGCAGGAGAUGUGGAGUACACCCGCUGGCUCAUGCAGGUGAAUUUUUUGAGUUAUGUGGCCCUUGCAACAGCAGCUCUUCCCACCCUGGAGAAGAACAGAGGUGCUCUGGUGGUUGUUUCUUCCCUCACAGGGAAAAUGCCCACUCCCUUCACCACUUCUUACUCUGCCACCAAGUUUGCCCUGGAUGGAUUCUUCAGCUCACUGCGCCACGAGCUCAUCAUGCAGAAGAGAGAUGUGUCAGUCACACUGUGCAUCCUGGGCCUCAUUGACACUGAGUCAGCACUGGAGUACACCAGGGGCAAAGUGCACCUCAGCGCCUCCCCCGCUCCCGAGGCCGCGCUCGCCAUCGUCCGGGGCGGAGCCGCUCGGGCACACGAGAUCUUCUACCCGCGGUGGCUGCAGCAGCUCUGCUGCCUCUGGGCUCUGUUCCCCCGCAGCGGGAACCAGGUGCUACGGACUUUCUAUAACUACAGCAGUCCCUGAGGGCUGCCCGGGCUCAUCCCAUAGCCCUUCUAGUCACGUGCCUGCCAUCCCACUAAGCAUCCCACUCGACCACUGCUGUCAAGAGGGCAGCAGUGGUGGCAAAGUCCCAUUUUCCUAACAUGACUCAUGGUUUGUCAUCAUGCUUCAGCCACGGUUCUGCUGCUGUUACCCAUCAGUCAGAGAUCUUUCCCACUGUUCACUCUGCCUUAGCCCUCCUCCCAUCUCCCCUCCUUCAGUCUGCUUUGACUGCAUCAGCCUUUGCUCAGCCCCAGCUGUAACCCUGUCUGUCUGCUCAGCAUGCCCUGGAGUGGCUGUACAUUCCUGUACAUUCCUGGGACAUCCUUCCUCCACUACUUUUGGAUCCCAUGAACCCUCUUGCUUCCUCUAAGUAGAAUUUUUAUCUCUAUUUUAAUUAAACAAGUUUUUAAUGUG
Passer domesticus (house sparrow) is the source of this 1929-nucleotide messenger RNA. It is a transcript of the gene HSD11B1L, whose product is annotated as hydroxysteroid 11-beta dehydrogenase 1 like. The record is from RefSeq and is a predicted model, not a curated record. Bases 631 to 1497 code for a protein of 288 amino acids. NCBI's taxonomy places the organism in Eukaryota, Metazoa, Chordata, Aves, Passeriformes, Passeridae. The transcript has 7 exons. Gene Ontology annotation, cellular component: intracellular membrane-bounded organelle. Gene Ontology annotation, molecular function: oxidoreductase activity.